AUGCUGAAAGCGGUGAUUUUAAUCGGCGGACCCCUCAAAGGAACAAGAUUCCGUCCAUUAUCACUGGACAUCCCGAAGCCGCUGUUCCCGAUCGCGGGUCUGCCGAUGAUCCAGCACCACAUCGAGUCUUGCGUUAAAAUCAAGACCCUCAACGAAAUCCUGAUAAUAGGCUCGUACAAUGCCGCGGAGCUGGUGAACUUCGUCCAGGAGAUGAUCAACAUAUACGGGAUCAGCAUCCGGUACCUCCAGGAGUUCACAGCUCUAGGAACCGCCGGAGGGAUGUACCACUUCCGAGACCAGAUCAGAGCAGGCUCCCCAGAGGCCUUUUUUAUAAUGAACGGCGACGUCUGCGCGGACUUUCCUCUCGAGAGUAUGAUUGAAAGUUACAAAGAGACCAAAGGUACACUCACAAUUUUGGCGACUGAGGCCACCAGGCCUCAGUCGCUUAAUUACGGGUGUCUUGUUCUGGGGAAGAACAACUCGAUUGUUCACUAUGUUGAGAAACCUUCAACCUUUGUGUCCACCACGAUCAAUUGUGGGAUUUAUUUGGCUACUGUUGAUGUCUUUCAAAUCAUGAGCGACGUUUUCUACAAGCAUCAAGAUAAAUUUAUGAUGAACAGUAAUGGAAAGGAUCCAGCUCACAUUUCACUAGAACAAGAUAUCUUGACCCUCCUAGCAGGCACCGGAAAGCUCUUUGCUUCAGAAACAAGCAAUUGGUGGUCCCAAGUUAAGACCGCAGGUGCUGCUAUCUACGCAAACAGGCAUUACUUGAAUUUGUACCGGUCUAAGAAACCAGAGAGGUUAAUCCCUGCUGUUAAUGGAGUUUGCAAUGUCGUGGGAGAUGUUUAUAUCAAUCCAAGCGCUUCUGUCGACCCUACGGCAGUGUUGGGGCCGAACGUAAGCAUUGGGCCAAACGCAAAAAUUUCCGCCGGAGUGAGAAUAAGAGAAUCGAUAGUCCUAGAGGGCGCUCAGAUCCAAGCUCACUCGAUGGUCCUCCACAGCAUAGUCGGCCGGGGAAGUAUUGUCGGCAAGUGGUCCCGGGUAGAGGGCACUCCUUGCGAUCCUAACCCCAACAAGCCUUUCGCCAAGAUGGAGAACCCCCCGCUCUUUAACAGCAACGGGAAACUGAACCCCUCAAUAUCAAUUCUCGGGACUAGUGUAAAUCUAGCCGCGGAGAAGAUUCUUUUGAACUCUAUUGUCCUACCGCACAAGGAACUGACCAAGAAUUUUAAAAAUGAAAUUAUUUUAUAG
Molecule: messenger RNA, 1251 nt
Organism: Cotesia congregata
Lineage: Eukaryota; Metazoa; Arthropoda; Insecta; Hymenoptera; Braconidae
Source: the annotation of a GenBank genome assembly